Sphaerulina musiva SO2202 is the source of this 1302-nucleotide messenger RNA. RefSeq names its product Brix-domain-containing protein. The transcript has a single exon. Gene Ontology annotation, molecular function: rRNA primary transcript binding. Gene Ontology annotation, biological process: maturation of 5.8S rRNA; maturation of LSU-rRNA. The record is from RefSeq and is a predicted model, not a curated record. NCBI's taxonomy places the organism in Eukaryota, Fungi, Ascomycota, Dothideomycetes, Mycosphaerellales, Mycosphaerellaceae. The coding region runs from base 1 to 1302 and encodes 433 amino acids. Gene Ontology annotation, cellular component: nucleolus; preribosome, large subunit precursor.
AUGGGCUCCUUCAAUCCGAACAAGAUUGGUAACAAGCUGAAGAGGAACGAGCAACACCAGAAGCUCAAGAGGGAGAAGGAGAAUGAGAAACGAGACGAGCGCAUGCGCCGGCGCAGACACGAGGACAAAAAUCCACACUUGCGAGAUCAGCGACGGGCGAAGAAUGUGCCAGCGACCAUUGAUCAGAAGCGCACCUGGGACGAGAUCGAUUCGGGCGAUGAGGACGACGUUGGUCUAGGGAGAGCGUACGACAUUCUCGACCCGAAACGGAGGAAAUUGGAGAGUGUUGCAGAUGUCUCAGAACUACUGCCAGAAGAGGCCAAAGACGACGCAGAGGUGCCAGACGCGGACGCAAAGGACGUACUACCGAACGACGACGACGAUGAGCACGACAGCAUGUUGGACUCCGACUCCGAGGGCGAGGAGGCAGACGAAGCAGAGGACGAGGACGAAGACGAGGAUGGCAUAUCACGCAGACCAGCCAAACGCGCCCCCAGCGAAGCGCCGAGCAUAGCACCGUCAGCAGCGACAGGAGUGACAGAUCUCACAGUACGGCCGGAAGCACUGAAAGCGAAAUUCCCCAGUCUGUUCGAGGACACGGAUCGCGAGCCGAAAGUUCUCAUCACCACAUCCAUCAACUCCACCUUACACCACGAAGGCCAGCUCCUCACAGGACUCUUCCCCAAUAGCAAAUACAUCAAACGAACCGCCCACUUCCACGCCUACAAAUACAGCAUCCGCGAGAUCUGCUCCUACGCCUCCGAUCCCGACCGAGGAUACACGCACGUCGUCAUCCUCAACGAAGACCAAAAACGCCCCAAAGGGAUCGACAUUGUCCACCUCCCGCACGGCCCCAUGUUCCACUUCAGCAUAUCCAAAUGGAUCCCCGGCAACAAACUGCCCGGCCACGGAAACCCCACCAACCACUACCCAGAACUCAUCCUCAACGGCUUUCGCACGCCUCUCGGUCUCCUGACGGCGCAUCUCUUCAAAUCGCUCUUUCCGCCACGUCCAGAAAUCCAGGGUCGGCAAGUUCUGACCUUACACAAUCAACGCGAUUACAUUUUUUUGCGCAGACAUCGCUACGUCUUUCGGGAUAAGAGGGGCACGGAGAAGCCGAUCCAGGGCGCGGAUGGGAAGCCGAUGAAGGGCGCGGAGGAUAUUCGAGUGGGAUUGCAAGAGCUGGGACCGCGGUUUACGAUGAAGUUGAGGAGAGUGGAUAAGGGGAUUCAGAAGGCGAGUGGGCAGGAGUGGCAGUGGAAGGCGGGAGAUGAAAAGGUGCGCACGCGCUUUAGCUUGUAG